AAAUCUUUUGGCAGGUGUGAUGUCACAGGUGUGUGUCACAUGUCACAGUACUCCUUGCUUCACACAUAUAUUUGCACAAGUACAGUGAUCACGCUCUUACUGAUGCAGAACCUAUAAGAUAACCACGGAGAUCACAGGGACAUCACACUACACAACAUGAAUUUACUAGGACUUACCAAAGUGUGGAUCCUAGGAUCCUUACUGCUACUAACUACAGUUAACACAGUUGAAGGUCAGGCAGCCUUCUCACCACUAACAAAUCUGGGCGAUCUCAUUAAGAAGCUACUGAAUGACUUCUCUGCAUUGAUAAAACAGUUGAUAAACAAUAUACAUCCAACUGCAACCCCAACAGUUACUGCAGCAACAAGUGCUUCAACUUUGUUUAGUAGCAAAUCAAGCACUACUAUGUCAGGUUCUACAAGUACUUUAUUAAAGUCUACUACCAAAACAACAUUGUUCAGCACAUUAAUAAUCUCUACAAAAAGCAAAACUACUACUGUUGGAACAGGUUCCACUGUCCAGCCUCUAUCAACCAAUGCAUCAUCAACACAAAGUACUGGGACACAUGGAAGCGCACCAGUUUCCAAAACCAGUCAAGGACUUGUUUCAACAAGUGGCUUACCAGAUGAGUUCAAUACAACUAAUAAGCAUUUAUCUAAUAAUACCAACACACCUCUUGUUUCUGGAUCAUCUGCAUCUACCACAGCAUAUCCUUUUGUUACAACCUCUAGUAAAUAUUCUGUGUCACCACUAGUCACCACAAAGUUCACCACUGGUAGUGUGUCACCAUCAACCAAUAAUAGGGAGACAUCUUCAGUAUCAAAGUUUAGUGGUCAACCAGCGACCACCAAUUAUGUCGAGCAAUCAUUAUUUACAACAACAAAAGUGACGUCUUCGAAUACAGAGAUUAGUAAAUCAGCCACCACAAAAUCUGUUAUUCCCAGUACAGGACUAUACAGUCAGACAGCCACAACCACCAAGCCCUCUUCCACUGUUGGUGUUAGUGGCCAAAGACAGUCAGCCACCACAGGUGCUUCAUCUAAUACCAUACAUUCUAACCAGUAUACAUCUACUUUACCAACUUCCACUAUUGCAGUUAACAGUCAGAAAUCAUCAGCUAUCACAAUAUCUGGAGCAAGCAACCAAACAUCAUCCACUAACUCCACAACAAUUUCAACUAACAGUGUAAUUAGUCACAGUCUACCAACCACUAUAUUAACUUCUCCUUUACCAUCAUCUACAGUUACAGUUGUUAGUAGGCAGCAAACAGCAUCAUCUUCCACUACAAUUGUUGGCAGCCAGCAAACAUACUUAACUACAACAUCUCCUAGUGCAGAGACCAGUAUCAAGGCUACAGCCACCAGGAGCCCCACAGUGUCUUCUACUACAGUUGUUAGUAGCCAGCAACCAACCAUAACUCCAACACCUAACAGUACAGUAACCAGUACCCACGUUUCAGCCAACAGGAGCACCACAUUAUCUUCUAAUACAGCUGUUAGUAGUCAGCAAGCAACCUCAACUACAGCUCCUCCCAGUACAGCAAUUGGUACCCAAGCUACAGCCAGCAGGAGCACCACACUAUCUUCUUCUACAGCUGUUAGUAGCCAGCAUACAGCCUCAACUACAACACCUCUAAGUACAGCAACCAAUACCCAAGCUACAGCUACCAGGAGCACCACAUUAUCUUCUACUACAGCUGUAAGUAACCAAACAGUCUCAACUACAACCCCUCCCAGUACAGUAACCGAUAUCCAAGCUACAGUCACCAGGAGCACCACAUUAUCUUCUACUACAGCUGCAAGUAACCAAACAGUCUCAACUACAACACCUCCCAGUACAGCAACCAAUAUCCAAGCUACAGCCACCAGGAGCACCACAUUAUUUUCUACUACAGCUGCAAGUAACCAAACAGUCUCAACUACAACACCUCCCAGUACAGCAACCAAUAUCCAAGCUACAGCCACCAGGAGCACCACAUUAUCUUCUACUACAGCUGCAAGUAACCAAACAGUCUCAACUACAAAACCUCCCAUUACAGCAACCAAUAUCCAAGCUACAGCAACCAGGAGCACCAUAUUAUCUUCUACUACAGCUGUUAGUAGCCAGCAAACAGCCUCAACUACAACAGCUCCAAGUACAGCGAUCAGUACCCAAGCUACAUCUACCAGGAACCCCAUAUUAUCUUCUACUACUGCUAUUAGUAGCCAGCAAACAACCUCAACUACAGCACCUCCCAAUACAGCAACUGGUACCCAAGCUACAGCCACCAGAAGCACCACAUUAUUAUCUACUACAGCUGUUGGUAGCCAGAAAACAGCCUCACCUACAACACCUUCCAGUACAGCAACCGAUACCCAAUCUACAGCCACCAGGAGCACCACAUUAUCUUCUACAACAGCUGUUAGUAGCCAGCAAACAGCCUCAACUACAACAGCUCCCACUACAGCAACCAGUACCCAAGCUACAUCCACCAGGAACCCCACAUUAUCUACAGUUGUUAGUAGCCAGCAACCAACCAUAACUCCAACACCUACCAGUACCCAAGUUACAACCAACAAGAGCACCACAUUAUCUUCUACUAUAGCUGUUAGCAGCCAGCAAGCAACAUCAACUACAGCAUCUUCCAGUAAAGCAACUGGUACCCCAUCUACAGCCACCAGGAGCACCACAUUAUCUUCUACUGCAGUUGUCACUAGCCAGCAAACAACCUCAACUACAACACCUCCCAGUACAGCAACCAAUACCCAAGCUACAGCCACCAGGAGCAACACAUCAUCUUCAGUUACUGGCACCCCUAACCGAAAUAUAUCAACAUCCUUUACUACAGAAACAAGAAGCCAAACAACCAAUAUGAAAACUACUUCAUCUUCAUCAAGAACAGGCAAUACUUCCUGGCUCAAUUUAGUAAUUUCUCUUGUACUUGGGCUUUAUCUUCACAAGCUCAUGAACCUUGGGAUGUUAACAAGUUCAUGAUGGAGAAACACUGGAAGACAAAGAACAGUUCAUAGAAUCUUUUGCACUGAAAUGCACCUGCCUCUGGAUAUUUCCUUAUCCUGGAUGGAAGUGUAUACAGUAGCUGACAUUUGAAGUUAAUCUAGGAUCACUUAGGAUUACCAAUGAUAACUGUAAAGUGAUUAAAUAUUAUGAGCAGGAGGUCUUUCCUAAGCAAUUCUUAUGUACUUGAUUAAAAAAUAUGUUCCCAAGUUGGAAUCCCAACAUCACCAAGAAGAGACCUUAUCCACUGACAAAUGUUUUUCUAUAUCUGUUGUUUGAUUUUGCAAAUACAUUGUUAAAUCAUG
Messenger RNA from Rana temporaria (common frog), 3299 nucleotides. Its product is annotated as mucin-5AC-like. NCBI's taxonomy places the organism in Eukaryota, Metazoa, Chordata, Amphibia, Anura, Ranidae. The coding region runs from base 157 to 2973 and encodes 938 amino acids. The transcript has 4 exons. The record is from RefSeq and is a predicted model, not a curated record.